Cladophialophora yegresii CBS 114405 is the source of this 1884-nucleotide messenger RNA. RefSeq lists its product as uncharacterized. The transcript has 5 exons. The record is from RefSeq and is a predicted model, not a curated record. Lineage: Eukaryota; Fungi; Ascomycota; Eurotiomycetes; Chaetothyriales; Herpotrichiellaceae. Bases 1 to 1884 code for a protein of 627 amino acids.
AUGCCGAGGGCCGUUAAUAGUCCCGACAAAGGCAGCAUUGCUCCCUCGACUCCUCAGGCUCUCACCCAGCGUCGGUUCGCGGAUGGCUAUGACAUGGCUUACAGAAUCAACACCGACGGACUCGGCAUCGUCUACAUUGGCCUCGUCAUUGCCUGGACAUGCCUCUUGCUGCCUGCUGCAAUCUUCCUCAUCCGUCAUCGGCGCCAACCUUACCUCCGUAUGCGAAACAUUCCACUGGCAGUCAGUGCUGUCGCAGUCCUCCAUGUGUACUGGGUCCUUUGCAUGAUCGCCUAUGUGCUCAAUGCGUACUUUCCCUGUGCUACCGAGUUCUGGAUCAUGAGCAUCUACCUGCCCUUGGGUAUCGCUCUCUUCCAAGCUACCAAUGCUCAACUGCUCUCGGUUGCCACUGCUCAGAAGAGAUACGUGGAAGGAGAUCUUCGCACUGGAACGAAGCCGACUUUCACCUCCAAGACACCAACCUGGCGGAAGUGGUGGGAGAAGGUCAAGACAUACAAUGCCACGAAAAAUACAAUGACUUGGAUCGCUAUUGGCAUGAGUGUUCAACUGCUAUUGACUCUCAUCAUCUUUCUGGCUUCCAGAAGAUUUCAUGCUGGUUUCGGCAUGACCGGUAAUGCCCAGACAGGGACGCCUGACCAGAUGAAAGAGUGUCGACGAGGAUGGGAAUGGUGGCCUUCGAUUGCAUGGCAGAUUUUCUGGUCAUGGAUCUAUGCGCCCGUGCUGCUCUGGAGGGUCCGAAGGAUCAAUGACGUUCACGGAUGGCGCAAACAAACUGUUGCUUGCGUUCUCGCCGGUUUGCCAGCUUCACCAAUGUGGUUAAUUGCAUUGUAUGCGCCCGGCAUGGCAAAGGCAGACUUCUAUUUUGUUCCCCCACUAUGGUUCUCGCCAUCCAUCGUGAUCAUGCAGGCGUCAGUGAUAUUUGUCCCGUUCUUUCAGAUCUUCAAACACCGACGACUCGCGACCGAGACUCGUGACAUUAUCGCAGAGUGGGAAGAGAAGCAGAAAUAUGGCUCCAUCACAACCAGUUCCACAAAGCUCGGACACCAAUCAAUCAAGAGUACCGUGAGCACACGACAAGGUGUCAUGUACACUAUGAGCGCCCUCGAGCGAGCCUUGAAACUGGACCCCACCGGGCUGCUCAUGUUUUCGGCUCUGAGAGAUUUCUCUGGCGAGAACAUCAGCUUUUUGAUCCAUGUUCGUGAUUGGAAAGCCAAUUGGGCAGCGACGAACGCGAAGUCGGCAACGCUGCGCAAGCAGGGACAAACCAAAGGCCAUGAACCAACACUGACGCGACGACAAUUCCAACAGGCAGUCGGGAUCUAUGCUUCGUUCGUAAGCCUCAAAUACUCGGAGUUCCCGAUCAACAUCUCUUCGGCGCAUUUGAGAGACCUUGCAGCUACCUUUGAACAAUACGCGGCCCUCGUCUGCGCCGAGCCAACCUCCAAUGCGGCUACGCCAUUCGACAACUACUACUCUUCUACCGUCUCAGAGGAUCUGGAAAGCCAGAGCGGCAAAGGUCCACUGUCAGUUGUGUCGACUGUAAUUGGCGAAGGUGGAAAGGACAACUGGAAGCGUGAUGCAAGCCAGUCGAUCCAGAUGCAACAGUACAAGAUGACCAAUUUCGGAGAGAGACUGCCUGCUAACAUCGGCAUCCCGGACUCUUUCGACGAGGCGAUCUUCGACAAGGCCGAGCUCAGCAUCAAAGAGUUGGUCUUGACAAACACUUGGGCCAAAUAUGUCAAGGCAGGGUUCGCGCAGAACAAGGUCAGAUCUGGCUUUGCGGCUCGUUUGCAGACGGCGGUCGACGCGUGGCGAGUAAGACUUCCGGCCCGACUUCCGAGAUUUGCUGGCAAAUCCAGGAAGUGA